UGGGGUUCGUAAGGUAGGCUGGCUGGAAAAGCAUACCUAAGGUACCUAGGGCCUCUAAAAACCAAGAUGCUGUGCGACGUUUCGGAAGCAUCGGGGCCCUAUGUAGUACAAGUUCUGUUAAUCUCGUCACUGUCGGCAUUUCUUUGUUAGGUGUUAGAAAGUUAGAAAAACAGAUUAUUCUUCAGUUCCCUAGAAUCAAAACGCCCAAAACCGCGUCCUCAUACAAUUUUGCCCAUAGCCACAACCUAGUUUCUUACUUUAAUCUUUGUCAUGGAUUUCAUCGAUGUUGCAAUUAUUGGCGGAGGACCUGCUGGUCUGACUGCUGCUGGCACGUUGGCACGACAACUACACACAGCCGUCGUAUUUGACUCAAAGAGUUACCGAAACGCUAGAGCGACCAAGAUGCAUAUGGUUCCAACAUGGGAGAACAAGAAUCCCAGUGAAUUUCGUACUUCAGCCAGACGGGAUAUCGAGUCCUAUUAUUCUACCAUACAGUUCCUCGAUGUCCCCGUGACGAAAGUGGAGAAGAAGAGCGACUCUCAUUUCCAAGUCUGGGACGGCAACGGCAAGGAAUGGAGGUUCAGAAAGGUGCUGCUUGCUGUUGGCUCAUCUGACCAUUUCCCGGAUAUCGAGGGUUACGCACAGCUAUGGACCCAAAAAAUAUUCCAUUGCUUGUUCUGUCAUGGCUAUGAAGAUCGAGGUUCACCAUCUUCGGGUGUUCUAGCUGUCUCCCCUAUCCUGGUUCCUGCUCUCGUUAUGCACAUGGCCGAGAAUGCUGCCCAACUCAGCGACAGCGUCACGCUCUACACCCAUGGAAACGAUGAAUUGACCAACCAGCUUGUUACAAUGACCAAGGACUCCAAGUUCCAGGUCGAGUCCCGCCGAAUCAAAUGUCUCUUAAGCAACACUGAAGCGGAUUCAGUGACUGUGGAAUUCGACGACGGAUCUAGUAAGGUGGAAAGGUUUCUAGUCCAUAACCCCCAAACCAGUGUUCAAGGCCCCUUUGUUGACCAACUUGGAAUUGCUCUCACCCAAAUGGGUGAUGUCCAGGCAGAUGCACCAUUCCACCAGUCAAGUGUUCGAGGUGUAUUCGCCGCUGGCGACUGCAUCACACCCUAUAAAGUUACUGCUGGAGCAAUCUCAAGCGGUUGCAACGCAGCCGUAGCGGCCAGCACCCAGUUACAAUCUGAGAAGUAUGGUCAGCCACCCAUGUUCUAGAUCUGAGCGAGCAAGGAGAAUGUCACGCUCUACUUGGUCCUUUCU
Annulohypoxylon truncatum is the source of this 1263-nucleotide messenger RNA. RefSeq names its product FAD/NAD(P)-binding domain-containing protein. The coding region runs from base 271 to 1218 and encodes 315 amino acids. Gene Ontology annotation, molecular function: oxidoreductase activity. The record is from RefSeq and is a predicted model, not a curated record. The transcript has 2 exons. NCBI's taxonomy places the organism in Eukaryota, Fungi, Ascomycota, Sordariomycetes, Xylariales, Hypoxylaceae.